Molecule: messenger RNA, 2579 nt
Organism: Helianthus annuus (common sunflower)
Lineage: Eukaryota; Viridiplantae; Streptophyta; Magnoliopsida; Asterales; Asteraceae
Product: delta-1-pyrroline-5-carboxylate synthase-like
Exons: 20
Coding region: 235-2412 (725 amino acids)
Cellular component (GO): cytoplasm
Molecular function (GO): glutamate-5-semialdehyde dehydrogenase (NADP+) activity; ATP binding; glutamate 5-kinase activity
Source: RefSeq, a predicted model, not a curated record
AGGUGCCAUCUGUUGGAGCCGUAUAUUGUCGUCACGUUCACCUCGCCUCUGCUCUAAACCCCACCCCUCACUCGCUUCUCUCUCUCUCUCUCUCUCUAUCUCCAUUUUCACCCUAUCGAUUCAUUCUCACCUUCAACACACACACACACACACACACACACACUCUGUGUGUCCUUCUCUCCAUUCUGAAGUUUAAUCUUCCAAAAAACCUCUCACAUUCGACCGAUUUACGCCAUGGAUCCUACUCGAGCUUUCGUCAAAAACGUCAAACGUGUGGUCGUCAAGGUGGGAACAGCUGUGGUAACCCGAGAUGAUGGAAGGUUAGCUGUUGGCCGGCUUGGUGCUAUCUUUGAACAGCUUGAAAAGUUGAACUCUCGAGGCUUUGAUAUCAUUUUAGUUACUUCAGGAGCUGUUGGAGCUGGCCGCCAAAGGCUUAAAUACAGGAAAAUGAUCAACAGCAGUUUUGCUGACCUCCAAAAACCACAAGUUGAACUUGACGGAAAAGCGUGUGCAGCCGUUGGUCAAAAUGGUCUGAUGGCAUUGUAUGACACUUUAUUCAGUCAGUUGGAUGUGACCUCCUCUCAACUCCUAGUCACCGAUAACGAUUUCAAGAACGCAGAUUUCAGGAUGCAACUUUCUCAAACAGUGGAUUCGUUGUUGGAUCUUAGAAGCAUUCCGAUUUUCAAUGAAAAUGACGCAAUAAGUACUAGGAGAGCUCCUUAUGAGGAUUCUUCCGGUAUUUUCUGGGAUAACGAUAGCUUGGCAGCUCUGCUGGCAAUGGAACUGAAGGCAGAUCUUCUUGUUUUGCUCAGUGAUGUCGAUGGUCUCUACAGUGGGCCCCCCAGUGAUCCGCGCUCAAAGCUUAUCCAUACGUAUGUUAAACAAAAACAUCAAAAGGCGAUUAGUUUUGGAGAUAAGUCAAGGAUGGGAAGAGGUGGGAUGGAUGCAAAAGUCAAAGCUGCAGUCAAUGCAGCUUAUUCUGGUACACCAGUCGUCAUUGCAAGUGGAUAUGCUCCUAAUAACAUCAUAAAGGUUCUAAACGGAGAACGUGUGGGUACUCUGUUUCAUAAGGAUGCACAUAUGUGGAUCCCACUUACUGAAAUUGGUCCACAUGAAAUGGCGGUUUCAGCCCGUGAAGCCUCUCGAAAACUUCAGGCGCUAACAAGUGAAGAGAGGAAGAACAUUUUAUUGGAUGUAGCUUCUGCAUUGGAGGCGAAUGAACAAUUCAUCAUGCUUGAGAAUGAUGCUGACGUUGAAGCUGCACGUGAUGCGGGAUACGAUGAAGCUUUGGUAGCUCGUUUAGCUUUAAAACCUAGCAAGAUACGCGCUCUUGCAGAAUCUGUUCGUAGACUGGCAGAAAUGGAAGAGCCCAUUGGUCAAGUUUUGAAAAGAACAGAGCUCGCAGAAGGGCUCGUCUUAGAGAAGAAGUCAUGUCCUUUAGGUGUUCUACUCAUUGUUUUUGAGUCUCGGCCCGAUGCAUUAGUUCAGAUAGCUUCUUUGGCAAUACGUAGCGGGAACGGCCUACUAUUAAAAGGAGGUAAAGAAGCUAAACGGUCAAAUGCGAUACUGCACAAGGUGAUAACUUCUGUCAUCCCGGAAACUGUCGGAACAAAACUUAUUGGAUUAUUGACAUCACGGGAGGAUAUCCCGGACUUGCUGAAGCUUGAUGAUGUGAUAGAUCUUGUGAUCCCUAGAGGCAGUAACAAACUUGUUUCCCAAAUAAAGAACUCGACUAAAAUUCCGGUUCUUGGUCAUUCUGAUGGAAUUUGUCAUGUGUACGUCGAUAAAGCUGCUAACUUGGAAAUGGCAAAGAAGAUUGUAUUGGAUGCAAAAACAGAUUAUCCAGCGGCCUGCAAUGCUAUGGAAACACUACUGGUGCACAAGGAUUUGUUGGCUAGUGGAGGGCUGCAAGAGCUUGUUAAAGAGCUUGAACAAGAAGGUGUUACCCUAUUUGCUGGACCGAGAGUGAACGGUGUGGUUAGCUUCUCAAAGGCAGAUACAUUCCAUCACGAGUAUAACUCAAAGGCUUGCACUAUUGAAAUAGUGAACAAUGUUGAUGAGGCCAUAGAUCAUAUACACAGUUAUGGAAGUUCCCACACCGAGUGCAUUGUUACAGACGAUCAAGAUGUUGCUGAACAUUUUCUAAAUCGAGUCGACAGUGCUGCAGUUUUUCACAACGCAAGCACAAGAUUCUGUGAUGGGGCUCGGUUUGGACUCGGAGCAGAGGUUGGAAUCAGUACGAGCAAGAUCCACGCUCGAGGUCCAGUUGGUGUAGAGGGACUCUUAACAACAAGAUGGGUGUUGAGAGGUAAAGGGCAAGUGGUGGAGGGUGACAAGGGAGUUGUUUACACUCACAAAGACCUUCUAAUGGUUAACGGUUCUAACGGCUCUAACGGUUCUAACGGCUACUAGACUCUUGUUAUUGUAUCAGUCAUAACUUAAGGUUUUAUUUUUAUGUUGGAUUGGGAUAUUAAACGAACAAAUUAAGAUUGUCAUUAGUUGAAUAAUGUAUUAGUGACAGCUUAAUUACAUAUCCAGUCAUGUGUUCUUCAUGUUGACUUGGUAAGUUGUUUUGGUCU